Molecule: messenger RNA, 225 nt
Organism: Prunus armeniaca (apricot)
Lineage: Eukaryota; Viridiplantae; Streptophyta; Magnoliopsida; Rosales; Rosaceae
Source: the annotation of a GenBank genome assembly
AUGCAAGAUAUGGCAAGUAGGCUCAAGAUCAAGUUACUCCAGUCCACUCCUUACUAUGCUAAUGUAGAAUCAAGCAACAAGGUGAUCAUUAAUAUCAUCAAAAAAAUGCUUGAAGAAAAUCCAAAGCAAUGGCAUGAGAAAUUGUUAGAAACCUUACGGGCUUAUAGAACUUCAAAAAGAAAGGCAACUGGUAUGACCCCCCUAUGCUCUAACCUAUGGACAUGA